Messenger RNA from Symbiodinium sp. CCMP2592, 603 nucleotides. The record is from the annotation of a GenBank genome assembly. Lineage: Eukaryota; Dinophyceae; Suessiales; Symbiodiniaceae.
AUGAAAGAUGACUGGGGUCAAUGGAGCCAGUGGAACCACCAGGCCAUGGGCCCCCCGGGGCCGCCAGCUGGCCCUUCUCCUUUCCCGGCCCCGGUGCUGCAGAUGAUGAGUCUCGCAAGCUGGCCGUCGAUGGUUUCUAACAUGAUGCUCGGCCACCCUCUCCCCAACCCCCAGGGGGAGCAAGCUGAGCAUGAAGAGAAGAGAUACGAUGGCACGGUGAAGUGCUUUUAUGGUGAGAAGCACACAGGCCAUGGCUUCAUCUUUUGCCCAGAGAUCUACAACCGCACCGGUCAAGAUGUGUAUUUGCAUGCACGGCAAGCACACCGGUGUGAAGUGGGGGAUGAGGUUAGUUUCACAGUGGUCUUCAAUUCCAGACGAGAGCCGCAAGCUCGAUCCGUCGUGAAGAAAGAGGAGGAAGGAAAAUUCCUGUCGAAGAAGCGGGAGGAAGCCGAGAGACAAGCGAACGCCUUGCAGAUGAAGCGGCAAAGGCCGAGCAUGAGCUCCGCUUCGGCCUCCUCCGCCACCGGGGCCUCGACCUCCGAGGCUGUGAUGACGGAAGAGCAGGCCCGGAAGUUCCAGAAGUCCCUCCAAAAGGGAAGGUGA